GCGGAACGAUGGAAUGUUAGUGCGCCAAAGUUGUCAGAAAUUCACAAGGCGAAUUGAGUAACUCAGGUGGCGCCAGUAAAAAACAGUUACUUUAUUUUCGCGAUUUUGAUACGUCUGACGUCAGCUGCGUUUGCAAUACAAAACCAACAGAAUUUACAUGUUUGUUAAAAUUCAAUGUAUGGCUUGGUAAUAUUGUGAUUUGUGACAUUUACACUAAUCAAACUAAUGGCAACGAAGUGUCGUGCGUUAAAUUGCUAAAGCACAAAAUAAUAUAAAGCCUCAAAAUUCAGUUUUUGCGUUUUUAUGCGGAAGAUGUGUGUGUGUGUAAUUUCUCGUGUUUAGUUGUUUCCAUUGCUUUCGCCUACUAAGAGGACGCACUUCACAAACAAGUAAUUCUCCUUCCUUUUGCUUGGUUAUUCAUCCGAUCUUACGACACUGCGAAUUCGGAAGGAGUAAUCGUUAUUCUAUCGUUCUUGAGACUUUCUCAUAGAGCGUGAAACACACAAGUCCUUUAUCCGGUGUAUUUCCACCAUGCGUCGUACUGAAUAAAACAAACAGAGAGUUUACAAGGAUGAUAGAUUUACGACGGGGAAGGGAGAGGAGCAGCGAGUUAUUUAUACACGCAUCAACAUGCUUUGUGUCCUCGUUCUUCUCAGACUAAAAACUAUAUCAAUUGCAAGCACCGCAGUGGUCGUUUGUGAACCCGACGGGCAACACCAAAAGCUCUUUUAAAUUGCUGCCAAAAUUAGUUAUUUAUGUCUGCUAAUAAAUAUUAAAAAUAUUUUCUCUUCCUUUAUUUGUUUUGUUUAUCGGUGUGUAUUAUUAUGAAGUAACGGUUUUUGGAAGGCGCCGCUUUCGGUAUUCUAUUCGCCUCACAUAUUGAUAAAUUCGCCUUGAUUAUACGAUACUGCAAAAAAAUAGAUAACAAGGACAAAACUCGGAAAAGUAUCGAGUACUAACAAGUACCGGUAUCGAGGAAUCACAAGUUAUGCGCUUGGCACUACUUCAGUUGAAGGUCGGAAAGGACAAAAUUGCGAAUGUACAGAAUGCUGUCGACAAGGUUGCGCAAGCGGUCUGCGUACACAAACCUCGUAUGGUGACUUUGCCCGAAUGUUUUAAUUGUCCCUAUGGCACCAAAUACUUCAGAGAGUACUCUGAAACGAUACCUGAUGGAUAUACCUCGAAACAAUUAUCUGCUGCCGCAGAAACUCAUGGUGUUUAUAUUGUCGGUGGUACUAUACCGGAAUUGGGUGAAAAUGGUAAUAUUUACAAUACCUGUACGGUGUGGGACCCUAGUGGAAAAUUGAUUGCAAAAUACCGUAAAAUGCAUCUCUUCGACAUCGAUGUUAAAGGGGGAAUCCGCUUUAAGGAAUCAGAUACUCUAACUGCUGGCUCAAAUUUUACAGUGAUAGAGGUAGAUGGUCACAAGAUUGGCAUUGGUAUUUGCUAUGAUAUACGUUUUGAAGAGUUGGCGAGAAUAUAUCGUAACGAAGGUUGUGAGAUGUUAAUAUAUCCCGGUGCAUUUAAUAUGACUACUGGACCCCUACAUUGGGAACUAUUACAACGGGCACGUGCCAACGACAAUCAGUUGUAUGUUGUAACAACUUCACCUGCUCGUGAUAAAGACGCUGAAUAUAUAGCUUGGGGUCAUUCAAUGGUAGUAGAUCCAUGGGCACAAGUUUUAAAAAGCGCCAAUGAUGGUGAAGAGACAGUGGCUGUUGAUAUUAACUUUGCAUUGGUGGAACAAGUUCGUGCGCAAAUUCCGACGUUCAGGCAACGCCGCUUAGACUUAUAUGCAACAAAAAUUGUGAAUUAUAAUAAUUUUACAUAAUGUCAAUGGAUUUUUUCACGUUUAUGAAUGAAGCAGUUGAAGUUUUUAAUAAAAUUACAGCUUAACUGUCUAUAAUAUACAUUUACUAUAAUA
Molecule: messenger RNA, 1924 nt
Organism: Anastrepha ludens (Mexican fruit fly)
Lineage: Eukaryota; Metazoa; Arthropoda; Insecta; Diptera; Tephritidae
Product: omega-amidase NIT2
Exons: 4
Coding region: 989-1831 (280 amino acids)
Biological process (GO): L-glutamine metabolic process; oxaloacetate metabolic process
Cellular component (GO): mitochondrion
Molecular function (GO): omega-amidase activity
Source: RefSeq, a predicted model, not a curated record